CUGUCCAAUUCAAUAAUAACGAGAUGCUCACGAGCUAGACGCUAGCCAGUUCUCUACGACGUGCCCGCGACGCUUGUAACCAGUUCCAACGAGGCGAACGUGAAAUAAUCGCAUGUCGCGUAUUUCACGGUUAACUUACAGUUUAAACAUCGGUCAAGCUACUCGUAGAUUUUUGUUAAUUAAACGCCGGUCGGUAAACCUCCGCAACGAACAUUUAUUUCCGGGGGUGCAACAUUAGGCAACGAAGGAUUCAUCGGUCGGAAAGGGACGUUCUCAGGAUUAUAUUUCACGUGCGAGCUUACAGUCCACUAGGCUCUCACGUCCGAUAGAUUCUGCGAGGGUAAACGAGCUGAUUAAAUAUUUGUCAAAAUGCCAGCUCAGUCCGAAAGUGCAAACAGUCCCAUCGUAAGGGAACCGACUAUAAUGAACGGAGACAAUGGCCCGUACAAUGUUCAAGAUGAAGUCGUUAUCAGCGGUUUCUCAGGCCGCUACCCAGAGUCUGAGAACGUAGAAGAAUUUAAGAAUAACUUAUUCGAAGGCAUAGACAUGGUGACUGACGAUGCACGUCGAUGGCCUGCCGGUCUCUACGGUUUGCCUUUGAGAACUGGUAAACUGAAGGAUCUUACAUCGUUCGAUUCCACUUUCUUCGGUGUCCACGCGAAACAGGCUCACGUGAUGGACCCACAAAUGCGUCUGUUCCUCGAAGCGACUUACGAAGCGAUCAUAGACGCUGGUACCAACCCAAACGAGAUUAGGGGAAGCAAAACUGGCGUGUUCAUCGGUGUGUCGACGUCCGAAUCAGAAGAAUUCUGGAGCAAAGAUCCAGAUGAAGUAAACGGAUAUGGAUUAACCGGUUGCAGCAAGUCGAUGUUCGCCAACAGGAUUUCAUACACGUUCGAUUUCAAAGGGCCUAGUUACGCACUGGACACCGCGUGCUCUUCGUCGAUGUACGCGAUGCACCAAGCGAUAUCCGCGAUACGUGCGGGCGAGUGCGACGCAGCGAUCGUCGGUGGUUGCAAUCUAUUACUGAAACCCACCACUUCCCUCCAGUUCCACAGGCUAAGCAUGUUAUCCCCUGACGGCACGUGCAGAGCUUUCGACGCCGACGGCAAGGGCUACGUCAGAUCGGAAGCGGUGUCGGUCUUGUUCCUACAGAAAGCGAAGAACGCACGUAGAAUAUACGCGACCGUUGUACAUUCCAAGACGAAUACGGACGGUAAUAAAGUACAGGGAAUCACGUUCCCCAGCGGAGAAGUACAGAAUCAAUUGUUACGCGAGGUUUACGCGGAAGCUGGUAUCAAUCCCGCCGACGUGUCGUACGUGGAGGCUCACGGGACCGGGACCAAGGCCGGAGACCCUCAAGAAAUCAAUUCGAUCGCGAGCCUCUUCUGCAAGGGUAGAAAAACGCCUCUUUUACUCGGUUCCGUCAAAUCCAACAUGGGCCACUCCGAGGCAGCCAGUGGAGUCUGUUCCGUAUCGAAGCUGCUGAUCGCUAUGGAAGCUGGCAUGAUUCCCGGCAAUCUGCACUUCAAGUCGCCGAACACAGACAUACCAUCGUUGACCGACGGAAGUAUACAAGUCGUGGAUAAGAACACACCAUGGAAAGGUGGCCUCGUAGCUUUGAAUUCCUUCGGUUUCGGCGGUGCCAACGCUCACCUUCUGUUCCGUACCAAUCCGAAACCGAAAUUAUCCCCCGUUCUUGAUAGCAAAAUACCGAAAAUGGUGACGGUGUCUGGUCGCACUGAGGAGGCAGUAGAACUGCUUCUAGCCAAGGCGAAGGAAAACGAGAACGACGACGAAUUCUUGGCACUGCUUCACGAUAUUCAUUCAAGCAACAUCGCCGGUCAUCUCUACCGAGGAUAUGCAGUAAUGGGAAACGUCAACACUCGGGAAGUUAGCUCGAUAACCAGCUCGCAGAAACGUCCGAUUUGGUAUGUGUUCUCCGGAAUGGGAUCCCAAUGGGCAGGCAUGGCCAGAGAGCUACUCUGCAUCGACACAUUCCACAGAAGUUUGCAAAAAUGCGCUGACGCCAUUAAACCGGAAGGAAUCGAUUUAAUGAAUCUUAUUCUAAACGGAACUCCUGACACCUUUGAGAAUGUUUUACACUCGUUCGUCUCGAUCGCCGCUAUCCAAGUGGCUCUCGUGGACUUACUGAGCUUCCUGGGAAUCCAGCCCGACGGUAUCAUCGGACAUUCCGUCGGAGAGUUGGGAUGUGCUUACGCAGACGGUACUUUCACACCGGAGCAAACCGUAGUAGCCGCCUAUUGGAGAGGCAAGUCGAUCCUGGACGCUAAUUUAGAACCGGGAGGUAUGGCAGCUGUAGGUUUGAGUUGGGACCAAGUGGCAGCUCGAUGCCCACCGGAUAUCGUCCCAGCCUGCAACAAUUCCAGCGACUCCGUGACAGUUUCUGGUCCAGUGGAAUCCAUCCGUAAAUUCGCGGAAACGUUGAAGAAGGAGAACAUCUUCGCGAAAGUAGUGCACAGCUCUGGCGUCGCGUUCCACAGCAAAUACAUUUCCCCUGUAGGACCCAGACUCCGUGCCGUCAUGGAGAAGAUCAUUCCAAACCCGAAACCGAGGACCGCAAGAUGGGUGUCCACUUCUAUACCUCACUCAGCCUGGGGAACUCCGUUGGCGCAGUACAGCAGUGCUGCUUACCACGUGAACAAUCUGUUAUCACCGGUGCUGUUCCAUCAGACGCUGUCCCACAUCCCAGAGAAUGCGAUAACCAUCGAAAUCGCGCCUCAUUGUCUGCUUCAAGCAAUCCUCCGUAGAUCGUUGGACCCGUCCGUGGUCAACAUCGGCCUACACAAGCGCGAUCACUCGAAUAAUCUCGCUUUCCUGUUGGAGAACCUUGGAAAAUUGUACAACGCUGGAGGCCUGCCGCAACUGUCCAAGUUGUAUCCACCUGUUACUUACCCGGUCGGUCGUGGCACGCCGAUGCUCAAUUCUCUCGUGCAGUGGGAUCAUUCCGUGGAAUGGAACGUAGCUAAUUUCGGAUCGAAAGCAGUUUCCUCUGGAGAAAUGGUGAUCGAGGUAGACUUAGCCAAGGAAAACGACGCUUUCAUCGCUGGACACGUGAUCGACGGAAGAGUACUCUUCCCCGCUACUGGAUAUUUAGUGCUGGUCUGGAAGACAUUCGCGAAACUUCGAGGGGUCGAUUAUGAGAAGAUGCCGGUCACUUUUGAGAACGUCAAGUUCCAGAGAGCCACCAUCAUGCCGAAAGAAGGCUCUGUGAAAUUCUUGAUCAACAUCUUCAUCGGAACUGGAGAGUUCGAGAUCUGCGAGAACGGAUCCGUGGCUGUAUCUGGUACCAUCUCUGUGCCGGAGAACGUUGACAAGAUGCUGUUGAACCUGCCUGUACCUAUUGUUAAAAACGAACGCGAUUUAUUGGAGCUGAACAAGAACGACAUUUAUAAGGAGCUGAGAUUGAGGGGAUACGAUUACACUGGCGUAUUCCAAGGAAUAAAAUCUGCUCAUAAUCGCGGCCAGGUUGGCAAGCUCCUUUGGAAUAAUUGGAUCGCAUUUAUGGAUACCAUGCUUCAGUUCUCUAUCCUUGAGAAGGAUUCCAGAGGAUUGUACGUGCCAGUUCGUUUGCAGUACGCCGCUAUUAACCCAAUGGCUCAUUUGGAAUUCGUAGAAAAUUACAAUCAAGAAGAAGGCGUUCCUGUGUUCUCUUAUUCGAACAUCGGCGUCGUUAAAUCUGGCGGUAUUGAGAUUAGAAAGAUGAAGGCUUCAUUGGUUGGCAAGAAACAGCAGCCUCAGACGCCUAAAUAUGAAAGGCAGAUAUUCGUACCGUACGAAAAUAUGCAACCCCUGGUGCAAGAUCCUGAAAAGGCUAGACUGAAUGCUCUGACCGUGCUCCUGCAAAUCGUGCGUGAGAACACGCCUGGAAUUAAAAUCAAAGUGGUCGAGGCUGGUGGUGAACGACCCGUGGAAUCUUUACUGACUUCGAAUAUACUGGAUAUCUUUUAUGGCGAACCUCUCCUCACUGUCGAUUUGCAAGUGGCUACGUCAGGGUCGGUCGAUGAUUAUAGCAGCUUGGAACCAUUGGGAGUCAAGGUCGUAUCGCGUGACGAAGAGGUCGCACCUGUUGGUCAAGAAUUACAUCUCGUCGUGGCCGGCAAUUUGUUGUCCACCAACGCGACGAAUUCUUUGGUGAACCUGACCAACAGCUUGAAGGUCGGAGGUUUUCUGCUGCUGGAAGAAACGACUUCGUCUACCAGUGUUCCGACGAAUGAAUUGGUCUUCGUUGCCAAGCAAGUCGUGGUCGGAAGAACUUACUUGCUGUACAAGAAGGUCGAAGAAAUGUCGUCGCCUACGAUCUUGCAAAUAACCGAGAAGAACUUCAAAUGGCUCGAAGGUGUCAAAGCAGCUUUGAAAAAAGCCGCGUCUGAGAAUCAGGAACUUCUGCUGGUCAGCCAGGGCGAGGAGUUGCUCGGUAUGACUGGAUUCAUGAACUGUCUUCGCCGCGAGGAGGGCGGCACGAAGGCCCGUUACGUCUUCAUCCAAGACAAGAACGCCCCUAAGUUCAACCUGAACGAUAAAUUCUACGCUCAACAACUGAACAAGCAGCUGGUAGCUAACGUCCUCAAAGGUGGAAACUGGGGAAGCUACAGACACUUGCCACUGGAUCAACAAAACGCAGCGUCGUCUCUUCAAGUCGAGCACGCUUACAUCAACGCAUUGGUCAGAGGCGACCUGAGCAGCUUAAGAUGGAUCGAAAGUCCACUUAGCUACUACCAACCAGAAAAAUCGUCGACCACAGAACUCUGCUCUGUCUACUACGCCCCGUUGAACUUCCGAGACAUCAUGUUAGCCAGUGGAAAACUGCCUCCAGACGCUCUGCCCGGAAAUCUAGCGAACCAAGACUGUAUCUUAGGUCUCGAGUUCUCCGGACGGAAUUCAAAGGGACAGAGGAUCAUGGCCAUGGUCCCAGCACGCGGUUUGGCGACCACGGUCGUAGCCGACACCGGAUUCAUGUGGUCCGUGCCUGAUAAAUGGACUCUAGAGGAAGCCUCGACGGUCCCAGUCGCUUAUGCUACCAGUUACUACGCUCUGUGCGUUCGUGGAGGCCUGAGACCCGGCGAGAGCGUCUUGAUCCACGCUGGUAGCGGUGGUGUGGGCCAAGCCAGUAUCUCCAUAGCUCUUCACGCGGGCUGCCAGGUAUUCACCACCGUCGGAACGCAAGAGAAACGAGACUUCUUGAAGAAAAUGUUCCCUCAAUUGACCGACAGUAAUAUCGGCAACUCUCGCGACACCAGCUUCGAACAACUGAUCAUGAACGAGACCAACGGACGUGGUGUAGAUCUAGUAUUGAACUCCUUGGCCGAAGAGAAGCUCCAAGCCAGUGUCAGAUGUCUAGCCAUCGGUGGUCGCUUCCUCGAAAUCGGCAAAUACGAUCUGUCUAACGAUUCGCCUUUGGGAAUGGCCGUAUUCUUGAAGAACGCUUCAUUCCACGGAAUUCUUCUAGACGCUAUCUGCGAAGACGAUGGGCCGGACAGAAGAGAAGUCGUCAGGCUCGUUAGCGAAGGAAUCAAGAGCGGUGCCGUCCGUCCGCUUCCUUCCACGGUGUUCACUGAGCAACAGAUCGAACAGUCGUUCAGAUUCAUGGCCACUGGUAAACACAUCGGCAAAGUUCUGUUGAAGAUCCGCGACGAAGAGAAGCAGAAGGUCGUUCAACCGCAGCCGAAAGUAGUCGCCGCUAUCCCGCGGACGUACAUGAAUCCGGAUAAAUCGUACAUACUGGUCGGAGGUCUCGGUGGUUUCGGUAUGGAGCUCGCAGACUGGAUGAUCACUCGUGGAGCGAAAUACUUGGUCCUCACUUCAAGAUCUGGCGUACGCACCGGUUUCCAAGCUCUGUGCAUCCGUCGUUGGCGCGAGACUGGAGUCACUAUUCAAGUUUCGACGGCUGACGUGACGACGUUAGCCGGAGCGAAGCAGCUGAUUAAAGAGAGCAACGCGAUUGCUCCUGUCGGUGGCAUAUUUAAUUUAGCCGCUGUCCUGCGAGACAAUCUCAUUGAGAAACUUCAGGAAUCUGAUUUCGUAACAUCGGCGUUGCCCAAAAUCAGUGGAACUAAGAAUCUCGACGCCGUGUCGCGGGAAUUGUGCUCUUCGUUGGAUUACUUCGUCGUCUUCUCUUCGAUUUCGAGCGGAAGAGGCAACAUUGGUCAGACGAAUUACGGACUGUCGAACGCUGCCAUGGAGAGGAUCAUGGAACAGAGACAGACGAGCGGUUUGCCUGGUCUUGCUAUUCAGUGGGGAGCCAUUGGAGACGUCGGUUUGAUCUUAGAAGCACUGGGCGGUUACAACGACACCGAGAUCGGUGGUACCAUGCCACAGCGUAUACAGAGCUGUCUCGAGACGAUGGACGUGUUCCUGCAGCAACCGCACGCCGUCCUCGCUUCGUCUGUCCUCGCUGACAAACGUAAGGGUACCGAUACUACGAACAAAGUUAGCAUCGUUCAAGCCAUCGCUAACAUCUUGGGCGUAAAGAAAGUCGAGUCUAUUAAUCCUGGAAUCAGCUUGGCUGACCUCGGAAUGGACUCGCUGAUGGGCACGGAGAUUAAACAGACCCUGGAGAGAAAUUACGACGUUGUUUUAUCGGCGCAAGAGAUUCGUACGCUCACGUUUGAGAAAUUGGCGAUCCUCGACACGGGCGUGACGGAAGACACGGACUCGAAGACUCUGGCGACGGAAGAAGCCGCCGUGGAAGAAUUCCUCUUCCAGUUCGAUGGUACCGACAUCGUGCCCACGGAGUCCAUCGUCCAGUUGAACACGAAGAGCUCUAAGGGACAACCGAUAUUCUUCGUACACGCGAUCGAAGGAAUGGCGGCGCCGUUCAAGAACGUAGCCAGCCAACUGACCCGACCCGCUUGGGGAUUCCAAUGCGUGAAGAAUACUCCGCUGGAAUCCGUCUCGCAUUUGGCUAAAUUCUACGUGAAAGAGAUGCAGAAGAUUCAGAAGAAGGGGCCGUAUCAAGUCGUGGGAUACUCGUUCGGUGCUUGCGUUGCAUUCGAAAUGGCUAUUCAGUUACAGAAGACUGGGGAAUCUGUGCAUCUGACUCUACUCGAUGGCUCACCGGACUUCGUCAAGCUGCACUCCGUGGAAAUCGGAAAGCAUGCUUCCGAUCAGGAGAGCGAUAUAAUCGUCGACGGUUAUCGCAAAGCUUUGGCAUUCUUCGUCAGACAGUUCAACACGAAGAUCAGUUUCAUUCAGGCUUACGAAAUUCUGAAAGAAGUGCCGUCCGACGAUGCGGCAACGGAGAAGAUGGUAGAAAUGGUGAACAAUCCGCAACUGAAGAGUGAAGACUUGAAGGCCGCUGGAAUAUUGUUCCACCUGAAGCUGCAGGCAGCUUACUUCUACAAACCUGACGACUCGUACAACGGCGACCUGGUCCUGGUCAGGUCCAGAGAUAGCUUCGUCCCUCUGAAGAACGACUACGGUUUGGCAAAGAUCUGCAAGAAACCAGUGAAAAUCGUUGAACUGGCUGGAAACCAUAGAACCAUAUUGAUGGACGAGAGCGCGUCGGAGAUCGCGAAAAUGCUACUGACGUAAAAUCAGUUAAGGGGAAAAUGAAUCAACUUAUAAAUCAUAGAUAAACUCAAGGAAAUAGUUUGUAAUAUUAAUAAUAUGAUUACUUAAAUGUACAUAAAAUGUUGCAUAGGCACGGCCAGAGGGAACUCUCUCAGUGAUGAAAAAGGUACAUCGUCGAAACUUAAUUUUUAAUAUUUAAAUAUGAUUCCUAAUUAAUUUUCUGUAAAGUUCCUUUUGUACAAACGUUUCUUCCUUCAGAAUUCCGCGUGCAUUGUUUAUAUCAUCUGCAUUAUUAAGUUAUAUAGUCACCUUAUACUUUAAUCGUAAAUAAUAUCUUAGAUCGUGGAAUGAGAAAUAGGUGCCAAGGUAAUGGAAAAUAGUCUUAGAAUUGUUUCGUUUCUGUUUUUGUUUUUCUCUCUCCUUUUUGUUGUCCCUUGCAACAGUCUCUACUAUGGGUAUUAUUAUAAACUUUCGCAGGUCACACGUAUAAUUGUUCAUAGUGGUGCUUGCUAUAAGUCUCUGUAAUGGCACAAAACAGUGGACUAAUGUGCUAUUAUUCAGACGUAUAGCAUCGAGAUAUUCACGUAAAUAUAUUAUACGAAAUCGUUACAUUCUGCAUUUUCGUGGUAUCAUUUCGCAUCCGAAGAGACACAACAUUUUACAUCGGAGGAAUAUGUACAAAAUAAACAUUUAAUUAAUACCAGGGAUCGAACAUCUUCCCCCGUUCUUUCAAAGGGCUAGAAUAUUAAUAAUAAUAAUAAUAAUAAUAAUAAUAAUAAUAAUAAUAAAAAUGUAUUUGAAUAAAUGUAACAGAAACAUUCCAGUGAUAAACGUCAACGUAUAUUCUUUAUAUACAUAUGUGUACAUAUUUAUACAUACAUACAUACAAUAUAUACCUACGUGCUCACAGUAUGUACUGCACAUAGCAUACUUAAUGCUUUGUCGAAAGCAACACGUUUAUAUUUUCUCAUUAGCAAUAAGAGAUCAGUUUGUUAAAUAAUAGAGUAUGUACAUUUCUCGCAUUACUUUAAUUAAUCGUUAAGUACAUACAACAUGCAUUUCUUACAUAUGUCUUGUAUUAUAUUGAAAAUUAAAUAAAGAACAUCAGAUAUGUUGUCUAUUUAA
Messenger RNA from Ceratina calcarata, 8658 nucleotides. It is a transcript of the gene FASN1, whose product is annotated as Fatty acid synthase 1. Lineage: Eukaryota; Metazoa; Arthropoda; Insecta; Hymenoptera; Apidae. Gene Ontology annotation, molecular function: 3-oxoacyl-[acyl-carrier-protein] synthase activity; fatty acid synthase activity; oxidoreductase activity. The record is from RefSeq and is a predicted model, not a curated record. The transcript is spliced from 7 exons. Gene Ontology annotation, biological process: fatty acid biosynthetic process. The coding region runs from base 370 to 7554 and encodes 2394 amino acids.